AUGCCCAGGCCGGAGGAAGACGAUGACGGCGACAGCAGCGACUUCGACUGUUCUACCGCGACCACCAUAGCCACCACAGCCACGGCGUCGCGUCGGCCCCCGCCAGAGACAGGCGGCGGAGGGGGCCGCCGCGACGACUACUUCGCCGCCGUCCACCACGUCGCCAACAUCGUCCGGCGAGACUUCUACCUGGAGCGGACGCUCAACCGAUUAGGGAUCGCCGUCACCUCCGACCUCGUCUACCGCGUCCUCCGCGCCUGCUCCUCCUCCCCAGUCGAGUCCUUCCGCUUCUUCAACUGGGCCCGAUCGGUGGCGACCUCCCGCUCCUACGUCCCCACCACCCUCGAGUUCGAAACCCUAAUUGAGACCCUCGCCCGCUCCGGUCGCCACUGGGAGACCAUGUGGAAGGUGGCGGAGCAGAUGAAGUCCCUCUCCCUCCCCCUCUCCCCAUCCGUCUUCGCCUCUGUCAUCUCCUCCUACGGCGCCGCCGGCCUCGCCGACCGCGCCGUCGAGGUCUUCAACCGCCUCCCCCGCAUGGGCUGCCCCCAAGACGCCGCCGUUUACAAUGCCCUGCUCUUCGCCCUCUGCGAGGUAAAGAACUUCCAUGGCGCGUACGCUCUGGUUCGCCGCAUGGUCCGCAAGGGUGUCGCCCCCAACAGGGAGACCUUCUCUGUGCUGGUGAACGGCUGGUGCGCCGCCGGGAAGCUCCGGGAGGCGCAGGAGUUCCUGGAGGAGAUGAGCCGUAAGGGGUUCAACCCCCCUGUGCGGGGCAGGGACCUCCUCAUCGACGGGCUGAUCAACGCGGGUUACCUGGAAUCCGCCAAGGGCCUGGUGAAGAGGAUGACCAAGGAAGGGUUCUUGCCGGAUGUCGACACCUUCAAUUCUUUGCUGGAGGCCCUCUGCAAGUCCGGCGAGGUGGAGUUCUGCUCCGGCCUGCUCGAGGAGGUGAGCCGGUUGGGGCUCUGCCCGGAUAUCUCCACCUACAAGGUCAUGCUGCCGGCGGUGGCGAGAGAGGGGAAGAUCGAGGACGCGUUCCGGCUGAUCCACGCCGCCAUGGAAGACGGCCACCGGCCGUUCCCCAGCCUCUAUGCGCCGCUGCUCAAGGCGCUCUGCAGGGCGGGGAGGUUCGCCGACGCCUUCAGCUUCUUCAGCGACAUGAAAACCAGAGGUCACCCUCCCAACAGGCCCGUCUACACCAUGCUGGUGAAGAUGUGCGUCAGAGGGGGGAGAUUCGUAGAAGCGGCGAACUACCUGGUGGAGAUGGCGGAGAUGGGGAUGAUGCCAAGGGCUCAGAACUUCGACCUCGUCGUCGACGGGCUGAAGCACUGCGGGAAGCUCGACCUGGCGAGGAGAAUAGAGCACCUGGAGGUGUCACUCCGGGCCCUCUGA
This is a messenger RNA of Spirodela intermedia, 1389 nucleotides long. Lineage: Eukaryota; Viridiplantae; Streptophyta; Magnoliopsida; Alismatales; Araceae. The record is from the annotation of a GenBank genome assembly.